Molecule: messenger RNA, 615 nt
Organism: Paramecium pentaurelia
Lineage: Eukaryota; Ciliophora; Oligohymenophorea; Peniculida; Parameciidae
Source: the annotation of a GenBank genome assembly
AUGGAGUAAGCUUUAGCUUAAUUAGAAAAUUAGAAUUCUGUAAAGUAAUCGCCUAUGGAAUUUUAUGAUGUAAAUGAAGUCAAAUUCUCUGAUUAAGAGUAUAUAUUUUGUAAAUAAAGUGUGUUGCGAAAGAGUUAUGACUCAUAUUCCUUCAUCGUGCUGAAAUUCCUUCACUCUUGGGAUUUCACUCGUCGUCACAAUGAGCUAGCUCUGAUUAGCCCGAGUUUAUUCUGUUCAGGCUAUCUAAUCUAUGACCACGUUGGUGAUUCCCAGUUGAUCAAUAGACAGAGUUCUAUCAGAGAUAACCAGAGAACUUUCAGACCUAGUGUAUUCGUGCACAAGCAACCUAUGGGAACUCCUUUUCAGUACCAUGAUCACCAUCAACAGCCUAACUUUAUUUAAAUUUCUUUGAGAGAGAAAUAUAUUUAUGUUCAAAUACGGAAUAUAAACAAGGAAUAAAUUAUUUGGGUUGAUUCAAUGUUUGCAACAGUUGGAAGUGAAAGUAUGGCCUAAAAUUCAUUAUAAACUUAUGGUGAAAAGUAAGAAAAUAUAGUAUUUUUUGAUUUUAUCAGUUGUGAAUUAAAAUAAUUACAGCUCAAGUCAAUCCGAAGUUGA